UUGUUUUUUAUUAAACGUAUCGACAUAUUUUUAAUUAAUAUCCAAUCAGACUAUUUAAUUUGUUAAAAUGACUGAAGACAACAUAUCAAAUAGCAGCGAAUCAGAUAUUGCGACUUUCGAAAUAAAGAACGAUCUUCAGAAAGCUAUUGUUGAUGCAUUUUCAUUGUUUACAAAUGACAAUGACAAUGACAAUAUUAACAGCAUAUCAAUUACUGAUUUAGGCAAGGUUAUUCGUUAUUUGGGAUGUGUCCCAACCGAAGAAGAAUUGAAUGAAUUCACAAACAUUGUGGAAAGUCAAAGUGAACCGAGUACCGUCGAUAUGAAUGUAUUUGUACCACAUAUGGAGAAACAAAUAAGGGCAUUUAAGUAUAAACCGGCAACGGCGGACGAAUUGCUGCAGGCAUUUCGCACUUUAGACACGGAAAGUAAAGGCUCGUUGUCUGUGGAUUUUAUGCAACAAGCGCUCCGCGAAGGCGAUUCAUUAGAUCCUGAUGAUAUUACCGAAGCAAUUAAGACCGCUUACAACCCCGAUUUCCAGUGUAUACAUUACGACAUAUGGAUCCACAAGUUAUUGGGCAAGACCAAAAUGGACCCGUACGCUAUAGCCGCCAAAGAUGUCGAAUUGACUAACCAGGCAAGGGCGGCCGAGGACGGAGAACUGAACCGACUGUUAUUAUUGUCCAACGAGAAUAUUGAUAUCGACCCGGCUGCAGCGGCUGUAUAAUAUUAGAAUAUUAUAACUGCUAUUCAAAACCAAUAAAAAUAUAUUACGACUCUAAUGUUAUAAACGUGUAUCGAUAUCGUAUUAUAAAUACGUAUACUGCGCACGU
Messenger RNA from Myzus persicae (green peach aphid), 830 nucleotides. RefSeq names its product EF-hand calcium-binding domain-containing protein 2-like. The coding region runs from base 68 to 724 and encodes 218 amino acids. Lineage: Eukaryota; Metazoa; Arthropoda; Insecta; Hemiptera; Aphididae. The transcript has 5 exons. Gene Ontology annotation, molecular function: calcium ion binding. The record is from RefSeq and is a predicted model, not a curated record.